UCGGGGGAGAGAGAGAGAGAGAGAGAGAGAGACAUGGACGGAGGAAUUGAUGCGACGACUCGAAGCGACCGGUGGGGAUACCCGGUACGGACAGCCUCCGACGCCUGCAUCGCCGCCAUCGAUGCCUACUACGACCAAGUCCUCGCCUACGGUCGCGACCGAGCGGUCAUCCUCCGUGCCGCCCGCCACGACCCCUCCUGCGUCCUCGCCAACGCCCUUUCAGCCCACUUUCUCGCUGGCAAGGACCCCGCCGAAUCCUCCCGUCUCCUCGGUGCCGCCUCCGACUCCCUGGAUAAUGCUACUCCCUACGAGGGGGCAGUGUUCGGAGCGAUCUCUUGCUUGAUGGCGUAUGACAGGGACGACGACUUGGCGGUAGAUCGACACUUCGAGUUGCUGAAGGAGUUCCCUAAAGAUCUUUUAUCACUAAAAAGGGCACAGACCUUGUGCUUCUACAUGGGUCGACCCGAUCUAUCGCUUAACCUAGUUCAAGAGGUUCUCUUCUGUGUGAUUGGUCAUUGCUUGGUAACUCUGCUACUGAAUGCCCAGCAGGUACUGGUAUAUAACAAAGAUCAGAGUUAUAUCUAUGGGAUGCUUUCUUUUCCAUUGUUAGAACUUGGAAGGAUGGCCGAUGCUGAGGGGGCUGCAAGAAAAGGACUGGGUAUCAAUAGCUGUGACCUUUGGUCACAACAUAAUCUAUGCCAUGUUAUUCAGUAUGAGUGUCAUUUUGAAGAAGCUGUAAAGUUCAUGGAAACUUGUUCUUCCACAUGGAAUUCGUGUUCAUCUUUCAUGUAUACUCACAACUGGUGGCAUGUUGCUGUCUGUUAUCUGGAAGGUGAUUCUCCAUUGGAUAAGGUUCUUGAAGUUUAUGAUCACUGUAUAUGGAAGGAACUGGAAAGAAGUGAUGCUGAGCCAGCAGAGGUGUAUGUGAAUGCACUAGCCUUGCUGAUGCGGAUCUACGUGCGGGACCAUAUGCAUCAUAUUGCAGAACGGCUGAUGUUGCUAGCAAAUGUUUUCAAGGAUGAGUCUAUGUGGCAUGUUGAGUGGCAUCUUGAUAUCCUGGCACUAUGGGCCUUAGCUAGUACAAAAGAGACAAGUAAAGCAGAGGGUCUACUUAAAUCCAUUAAAUCAAGGUUUUCCUUAAUGAGUAGGAAGAAGCAACAGCAAAUGCAAAGUGCAAUUCGGCUUGCAGAAGCCAUUUAUGAAUACGGAAGGGGUAACUUUCAAAGUGUUUUUGACUUACUUGGUCCAGAUUUUGAUGUCACUGGCUUUAAAAUGAUUGGUGCAUCUGAUGAACAGCUUGAUGUCUUUAAUGAAGUUUGGUACAUUGUUCUGUUGAAUAUUGGACAAUUUUCCAAAGUAAUCGAAGAGGUCAAAAAGCAAGUUUGUAAAAGAGGAGCCCCUUUCUUGUGGCAAUUGCUGGAAAAGGCAUAUUCCAUGGAGGGGAGAUCAGAUGCUCCCCUUGCAGGUGAACGGGCAAAGGUUUUAGAAGCUGCCUCCUUCAAGUAAGUUGUGAAGGAAUCUAUCAUUAUAUCAAUGUAGCUCAACUAAUUCGGAAAAAGUGAGAGGGAAUGUGGCAAAAUAAAUCUACAGUUUUCUGCUAUGUUUAUGUAACAUCCUAUCACCAAUGUAAAUUUUAGCUGCAUAAGACUGGCCUGUUUUAAUACCUUAUGAUGUGCUAAAAUGAUGAUUUCACAACAAAAUAUGUGAAGGUCAUGUGCACCUUCAUUUCUUUA
Messenger RNA from Musa acuminata subsp. malaccensis (wild Malaysian banana), 1733 nucleotides. RefSeq lists its product as uncharacterized. Gene Ontology annotation, molecular function: protein binding. The record is from RefSeq and is a predicted model, not a curated record. NCBI's taxonomy places the organism in Eukaryota, Viridiplantae, Streptophyta, Magnoliopsida, Zingiberales, Musaceae.